This is a messenger RNA of Pterocles gutturalis (yellow-throated sandgrouse), 683 nucleotides long. RefSeq names its product WD repeat-containing protein 16-like. The transcript is spliced from 5 exons. NCBI's taxonomy places the organism in Eukaryota, Metazoa, Chordata, Aves, Pterocliformes, Pteroclidae. The record is from RefSeq and is a predicted model, not a curated record. Gene Ontology annotation, biological process: cilium assembly. Gene Ontology annotation, molecular function: protein binding. The annotation marks the transcript as partial.
GACACGUCCCCUGUGGCCUGAUCUGCCACCCCAACAAGGAGCACAUCCUCUAUCCCCUGGGAUGCACUGUGGUUAUUCAAGACCUGGACAGUAAGAAGCAGACCUUCUUGCAUGGCCACACCAAUAAUGUCUCCUGCGUCACCGUGUCCAGGGAUGGGAUGCUCAUUGCUUCCGGAGAAAUCACUUACAUGGGCUUCAAGGCAGACAUCAUCCUGUGGGAUUUCCCCAGGAAGGAGUUACUCACUCGGCUGACUCUUCAUAAGGGUAAAGUCGAAGGACUGGCGUUUUCUCCCAACAGCCUCUACCUCCUGUCGCUGGGAGGCCAGGAUGAUGGCAGCGUGGUAGUGUGGCACGUCAGGAAGAGAGAGGCCAUCUGCGGGAGCCCUGCCUCGCCGUGCAGCGUGGGGAACGCGACUGUCGUGGUGUGCUCCAGCUGCAGGGAUGAGAUGUUCGUCACUGCUGGAAAGGAGACUGUUCGGGUCUGGGAACUGGAUCUACCAAACAGGAAAAUCCGACCGACUGAAUGCCGGAUAGGGAAGCUCAGAAGAGUCAUCAUCAGUAUUCAGAUGGCAGAGGAUGAUAAUUAUUUUUAUGUUGGCACAACAACUGGUGAUAUCGUGCAAGUGAGUACCAACAGCAAGGUGAUGACUGCCUAUGGGCCCCAGAAGGAGCCAUUUAGUUCG